Molecule: messenger RNA, 8607 nt
Organism: Macrosteles quadrilineatus (aster leafhopper)
Lineage: Eukaryota; Metazoa; Arthropoda; Insecta; Hemiptera; Cicadellidae
Product: proton channel OtopLc-like
Exons: 14
Coding region: 82-2349 (755 amino acids)
Biological process (GO): proton transmembrane transport
Cellular component (GO): membrane
Molecular function (GO): proton channel activity
Source: RefSeq, a predicted model, not a curated record
UUCGCCAGAAGAAGCUUAUUUGGUGUUUACCUUAAGGAAGUUAAAUUUAACAAUGAAGAUUACGUGAGUUUGGAUAGAGAGAUGCAGGACAGCUCGCCGGACCUUAGUCUGAAGCUGCGCCGCGGCUCCAGCGACUCAAGGGACUCGUUUUAUAUGGACUUUGCACAAGGAAUCGACUCGGACAUUGAAGAGGUAGCGACAACGUCAGGAGCAGGGAUACAAGAAUGCACCACAGACGACGCAUCAACUCCCACUGCUACCACAGUGAAGGAUGACACACCAUGCUGGGUGGGUCCCGCCACAGAGCCGGGUCUGCUGCCUUCCCCCGCCUCUCCCAGCGCCGUCAUAGUGAGCCCCGAGACUCUCAGUCACCACAGUUCUCCUCAGCGACAACACCCGGUGAGACCUGCCUCCCGGGCCACCACGUCCACAUCUCGCGGGGGUCACCCGCUCUCCACAUCACUGUCCGGACUUGCACAUCCUCCGCCAGGAUGUGUUAUGUAUCCUCCCAUCAUGUACCACGCCGUGUUGCCAAACAUCAAGCGACCUUCACGUAUAGAGCAACUACAGGUCAACUGGAGGAAGAUGGGCGCGCAAGCUUUGGCCACUACGCUCUCUGCUCUGUAUGGGAAGCUACUGGUUGUUAUGGGGAUUGCCUUCCCUAUGGCUGAAGUAAUCUCCACUCAUAUACCGACGUCUGUGUAUGAGGGGUUUUACCUGUAUCUAUACUUCGGAAGCAUGGCUUUCCUCUUCUACAUGUACGCAAUGCUGUGCAAAGACCAUCCCAACAAGUCCAAAAUACUAGACACUGUUGAUGUUACAGAGAGAGGGAGAGAGACAAGCAACUCAUCAGAGGAGAGUGAUGAGUGUGAGAGUGGCAGAGAGACUCGUCAGAAUUACAUGACUGAUACUGAGAUGAGCACUGUGACAGAACACUACUACAGAGGCCACCUUACAACCAAACCGGUGCCUUUCCAACACUACGGCAGCUUCUACUUGCGUAUGGGCGCUGUUGCAUUUGGGAUUGGCAGCAUGAUCUACUCAGGGCUGGAGUUUGGUCAAUAUUUUGAGCUAGACCAGAGUACCAAGUGUCACAAUGUUCUGCUCGCACUCACCCCAGCUACUAGGAUGGCCUUCAUCUUCAUACAAAUGUACUUCAUCUUCCUCAACGAUGAGCAACAAAUGAGAGUCACCAGACACAGAGUGCUGGCGAGAUUCGGACUGAUGCACAUGAUUGGCACCAACCUAUCUGUCUGGCUGAAUGUACUAGUCCAGGAGACCAAACAUGAGAUACUCACCUUCUACAACCCUGAGAACAACACUAUUGAGUUCAACCAUCGUCAGACGAUGCACCUCCCACGCGACAACAUCUUGGGGUUGAAUACGCCAGGAGAGGCGCUGGCGCUGGUCCACACCAGGGUGACUCGUGGACUCAAGUCUCCCCACCACAUCUACGAAUGUCGGCGCACCAACAUCAUCGGGUCACUGGUGCAGGACGCCAGCCCCUUCCUCUUCCCCUGCACCAUAGAGUACAGUCUCAUCUGUGCUGCCAUACUCUAUGUUAUGUGGAAGAACAUCAGCAGGUUACCACAUCAAGUACAGAAAGACAAGGAUAUCACCCAGUCUCCGCCCAUACACUUCAAGCGCUCGCCGCACCACUACUCAGUGGACUGUGCUCAGGCUCACAAGGGCCUGUUUGUUGGCAUCUUGGUGCUUGUGCUCACGAUCAUCUCACUCAUUCUCUUCUUUGUCCUCAUCUCUCGUCCGGAACUUGUUAAGUUUGCUGUUAUGGAGUUGACCAUCUGUGAGCUGUCCUUGUACGGAAUGACUACCAUCGCCACACUGGUUGGAAUGCUUCAGGUGCGACAGCUGAAGUACGACGGGUGCCGUAACCUAGAGCUGGACAACAUUCUGCUGAUUGGCGCCCAGACCGGGAUGUUCAUCUACAGCACAUUCACCAUCAUCGGAGGUCAUUUCACGCUGGAGGAGAAUACUGCCUUGGUGUUGGCCACAGCACUGGCGUCUCUGCUGCAGACAUUGUGUCAGACCAUGUUUGUGCUGGACGCCUCUCGCAGAUCGUGUGUGACACCGGAACAGAUCCGCCGUAAGCCUGGUCGAGAGAUAGUGACGUUCCUGCUUGUUACCAACCUGGCCAUGUGGGCCAUCAACACACUGGAAAAGUCCCGCGCAGAGAGUCAUCCGAUACAGCUGCAUUUCUACGGUCUCUGGGCUUGGACUAUCAUAACACACGUGUCCAUGCCACUGGCAAUCUUCUACAGGUUUCACUCCACUGUCUGUCUGUGCGAGAUCUGGAAGAGAGCCUACAAGAUGAAGCCUGUGUACAUGUAGGAGCGGAGGGGCCCAGUGUGGUCCGUGUCUGGCUAAACUGUGUUAUGAAGCUCUCCAAGGUAAAUCGACAAUGAGAGUCUUACUUACCGUUUUAUGUUGUUUUAUGCCAAAGUAUUUUUAUUCUAUUUAUUUUAUUUUUCUAAACACUGUACUGUUUAUACCUAUACAGAUUUUCUCUCACAUGUACAAACAGCUGUGUAGAAACAUCAAUUGAGUGAUGUAAUUAGGUAUACGUAUUCAGUGUAACCAAACGAUUCAUAAAAUAGUGUAUCUGGUCCUCAAGAUAGAGUUUAAUUUUUGUGUAACCAGCAUCCAUGUAGUCAUCUUAGAUAAACAUUCUGUAAGAUUUCCUGUAUGAACAUUAUUUUUUGUCUACUCGGUUCACCUCAAUCAGCUGUUUCACUCUAAGUUAAAAAAAAAUUGUGUUUCAAUGUUAAUCUUAUACAAUGACAAAUAAUUUUAAGGACAAAUUUUCUCUCUCUGUUGACAGAUAUUUUUGAAACAACUUCACAAAGAUACACCAAAACAAUCAAGGCACUUCAUAUCUUUUGAAAUAAUAAUAUCGACUAGAUACCAAACUCCUAUAUAGAUAACGACAGCUUUUAUAUUUAACAUCUAUGUAGGAAAUUGUUUUUAAAAUGUUAAACAUAGGAAGCUUAAUCGUUUCAAAGACUACUAGUUGAAUGUUUUAUUUCAAAUCAAACUACUACAGUUAACACUAACUCAAUGAAAUGUAUUCCUAUGGUGUUUUGAGGUGGUUUAUUCCUAGGAUCAGUUACAAGUUGGUUGUUCAUCGUUUUCUUUCAAUGUUCCUAACAUUUGUUCAAUGUUAUAAAAGUGUUCAUGAAGACUGUCAUUUAGCUAUUGUAAUUCAACCAUAGUUCCGGUAGUAGGUAGAUAUUUUAGUUUCCAAUCAAGUUGCUUUUUGCUCAUCAAUAUUGAUAUUAUGGAGUUAAUAACUCAAUUACCUAAAUGUGUGUAUGGUAGUAGGGUAACAAGUGUUUAUAUAGUGUUGAACCAAAUGCGUUUGAGCCUGAAUUGUGUUUCGUAAACUGUUGAGUCUGAAUCUGUUUAACGCUCGCCUGAAUCAACUCCUAAGUGUUCUAGAUGCAAUAUUCUACUCGAGUAGUAUUACAAUGGUUAGUGUCUUUAAAGCCCAUCAUUGCCAUUUUAAUCUAUACUUUUUAUAAAUAGUAGUAUUGUGUGUAAUUUUCACAAGUUUAGACCAAGAGAUUUUGUAUAACUUAUACAGCCUAUUUUUAUCUAAUAGUUCCAUUUUGGUCAUAGAGUUAGAUUACUUAUCAAUAGGGUUGAUAUUUUUACAAUACCAACUAUACCACAAGUAUACAAUUUUCAUAUUUUCUAUUGUCUGUAUAGGAUAGAGUUAAAGAAUUGACUGUCUGACAAUUGUGGUAUAUUUGAUUUCAAAACAAUUUUUAUUCUAAGGAAUAUUUUUUGGUUUCACAAAAGGGGGAUCUUUGGUUGUCACAUAAGUUAGAUUUUCUGCCAACAAAUCCUUGUGUUACGACACAAUCAGUAGCAACAUACCAUAUAACGGUUUUAGGAUUUCAUACUUUGCUCAAAAACUUCAAAGGUGCUUUUGCGGUUAAUGUAACUUUGCAGUUGUUAGACAUUCAGUUCUUUGCUGCAGUUAAUCUCUAACAUAUCUUAGUGUUCAUAUCACCAACUGUCUUAAAUGUGGACGUGGACCAAAACUCGAUGGUUGAUCCCAGAAAUCGUAAUCGUAUAGUAUUAUUCCUUGUAAUCAAUUUAUCUGUUUAUUUUACUUUCUGCUUUAUAAAACUUUCCUUGUAGGAAUGGCAUUGCACCAUUAACAGGCUCUUAUUUUCAUACAGUUUAUCCUCAUAUCUUGGAUCUUUUAGUUAGGAUUAUUUUUAAUAUUUAUUUGUUCUAUUGAAAAAUUACUAACUUUAUAACAUUCAUUGUUACAUUCCCUACUGCUAAUAUUCUCUGUUUAUAACCAAACAACUUAUCACAAAUUCUAUAUUGUAACACAAAACUUUCUACUUGCAACAGAUUAGAUUUGUAUCGCACAAAACAAAAUAUCUUGUCAUUCCUAGAUUGAAAUGUUUAAAAUAAGCCAGUUGUUUAAAUGUUUUUUACAAGCCAUUAACUAUUAAAAAUGUACAAAGAGGAGUUCCUAAUGUGGCUUGCCAAGAACUUAAUAGUUUGAAAGUUGUAUUUGCAAAACUUUUUGGGUUGACAGCAGGUGUAUCUUCAUUUUCAAUUUUGUAAUUAUAAAAUUUUGAAGGUAUGUAAAGAAUUUAAUUAAAAGAAUAGUACCGUACUAGUUAUUUUUAUCAAACACCUGGCGAUGGAUAGGGAAGCAUAAAUAGGAAAUACUUUUUUGAAACAAAAGCUAUGAAAAGAAACGGUUACCAUACCAGGAAAGUCAAGCACUACCUUAAAGCAAUCGUGGCUAAGUAGUGAUUCAACCAGUGCUAACAACAUGAGUAUUUAAUUGGUUAGCCAAAUUUUCAUUCAAAAGCCACAUGGAUGUAAGUAAUAUCUAAUUUAUAUGAAUUUGCAAUUUUUCAAAAUUUCUUUUUAAGAAAAUGCUGUCCCAAACCAUUAAGUUUUGUAAGAAUAACUACUGAUCAUUGUUGAUGUUUAUUUCUCUUAUAGUUAAACUAAUGGUUCGAUUUUCCACUGUCGUUUACGUCCGUCGUUAGUAAAGUAGCAUUGACGUGAGUAGCUGUCAAUAGUUGUCGUCUUCCGAGGGUAAGACUGGAGUACAAAAUGGCAGACUAAGCAGGACCAGCUUUUCUAUUCAAAUGGUUUUAGUAGAUACAGAAUUGAAUCCCAAGGUGAAUUUUGUCCAAUGUUUAUGAUUAAACCAUAAAUUGAACCUAUUUAUUUUCAUAUACAUUUUGGAAAAUAAGGAGGAGUUAGUAUUAUUUGAAACUUGUAAGGGUUGGGUACGGAAAUGUGUACAUAUGACUGAUACCUUCAGAACUAUGAACGUACUCGUUAGACUUUUCCUUCUAUACGUGUUUUGUAAAAUAAUUGUCUUUGAGUGUUUAAUGCUAGACUAUGUGAAUAUUUAAUGAGCAAGAUCGUUGGUAUUUGUAAUGAGUUUUUAAAAGCAUUUUACGGUUUACAAUAAGUGGAUUUUUUUCAACUAGAAAUAAGGGGAAUUUAACACAUUUGCUACCGCAAAAGUACUAAAUUUUUCAUUCAUAUGGACCAGCGACACACAAAUGCGACGGCCAGUUUCCACCCAUAGACUACCGUCGCAUAUUUGUGACACCUGGUCACAUUAAAUUAGACUGACAUCACAUAUUUGCGUCAGUGUCCAAUAUUAUUAAAAAGCUUAUAACUUUGUAACGGUCUAUCUGAAGGCCCUGAAUUCUCUGCAGUAAACUACAGGGAUGUAUGUCGCAUAUGUGAAUCACUUGGUCAGUGGAUAUGAUGAUUAGUGACGUCAUAGCUGGCAAAACUGAUUUUUACUUUGCUGCAUCAUUGGUCCGUGGUCUGCAUGUACUGUUAACCAAGUGUCUAUGUGUAAUAUUAAAAUGUAUACCUCUCGGGCCCUGUGGUAAUGACCGCAGCGUCCCAAAUAUGUGGUGAUUGGUAGCGAAGGUGUUAACAGGCCAGAAGUUCGCAUGAUGUUACAUAAGAUAAUUUUUACAGUUCCUCUUUUACUAAAACUAGUUGCGCUUUUUGUCUUUUGGUGGAAAGCAUUGGACCAAUCCUACCUCAUAAAAACCUUUAUAGUACAUUUCCACAUUACCUACUGCUCCAAUAUAUAUUAUUUCUCUUUUAUUUAGGUUAGGUAUAAACAGUGGAACCUUGAUAAGAAGAUAACAAGUCGUCCUUGAUAACAAGUGUCAUUUUCAAAUCCCCUGAAAAUUAUUUUACCCCAAAUCACAUGUUAUUACAAACCUCAAUAAGAAGUCAACCUUGAUAACAAGUCUUAUUUUACAAUCCCCAUGAUAGUCUUGUUAUCAAGGUUCUACUGUACUCUUAUUUGUAAAACAAUUUUAAUAUUUAUGUACAGUGUAAUAUAUUAUUGAGAUGUUUCUGCAUGUUUUGUAAUAACUGUAUAUUUUAUGAUGCAUUCAAUUUUUGAGAUCAGAUAGGGUUGGUUUACUUUUGUGUAACAAACUGUUUGAUUUGUUCUAGCAGUUGUAGUGUGUAAAAUUGAUAAUAUCUAUUUACUGAUAACAUUUAUUUUAGAUAAUGGCUAUUUCCCUCCUAGACCAAAUGUUCAGGUACCAAAGAAGCAAUGCUGCAUUUAAUGUUGGGUUAAGUGAUGUUGAAAUGUCCAGUGAAUUUUGUUAUGUUAUAUGAGUGUGUAUUGUAUAUUUGAGCUACUUUCAUGACUACUUUAAUACUCGUUAGCAAUAAUUACCAACUUUAUAGUUUAGUGAUUUAAAUCUUAUAUAUUGUGUGCCAUAUUUCAAUUUUAUAAUCAUUGAAUUUUAUAGUUUUACUACGUAGUUAAGUUAAAAUAUUGAAUGUUGAUAUUAGUAAAUUUAAAAAAUGAUUUCACGUUGUUAGUAAGUUUAUUGUUAUUUCAAGAGUUUUAACGCUACAACUAUUUAUUUAUGUUAAAAUUUUAACAAAUUUUUGUUUCAUUGCUAGUGUAAUCAUAAAUAAUUAUUUGUUUACAGCAAUCAUUGAUGUGUACCAAAGCUAAAUCUCAAAUCCAAAUACCGUAACCAUUAUUUGAAUCUGAAGAUAAGCACAUUUAAUUGCGCCAACUAAUUGUUCUAGAACCUAUCAAAAGUUAGUGUCAAAACAUUCUCUUCUGUGAAUCAAUACAUCAAUGUCCUGGAUUGACCAAAAUAAGCGACCUCCCCUACUUGAGCAAAUAUAGUCUUGAGUCUUUUACUCAUACAAAAUUCUAAAUAUAGUCUUUUGCUGUUAAAAUUAAAAGUACAGUAUACAAAUUGAAUUUAAAUGUUAAAACCUGAUGGUUAGAAUUGAAUAUGUAUUCUAUGGAAUUGAGAUUUGAAAUCACUACUUUUGGUUGUAACUAAUAUCGUCUGUUGAUCAUUUUAAAAAAUGGCCUGUUUCUAACUACUAGCUUAUGUGGUUGUGUUUAAUUGCUGUUUAAAUGUUUGUAAUAAAUAUUUGAAAAAAGAAUUAAUGCAAUUGCAAUGGUAAAAAGUCCUCUUUAGUUUCACAACACAAUUUCGUUAAACAAAUUACCUUAUUUAAAAAUGUCAAUCUGUCCUUUUUUCUGGAUAACGGUUUUUCUGGUUAAACCAACGGCCCCAAAAACUCGUUAUGCAACCCAAAUAUUUGACUUAAAUUUAGGAGAGCAUUGUAUUUAGAUACGAGAUCACUAGUCUCAAAUCUUUCCCACGAGAACAGUCGUUUCAGUACCGCCCACUUCCUGCCGAUCUAGUUCAGUUAAAUCGAUGUGCUAAAAAAAAUUGUUCUGUUAAAGAGAUGUCAUUUCCGCCGAGUUUAGUCCGGUUUAACCGAUGUCCAGAUAAGAGGGAGUCUACUGUGUUCUUUCAAGAUCUUUUGAGCCGAGUAUGUCCAAACGUUGAUUUACAUAGAAGUAGUUGUAGUACUAAGGUAAUUACAAAUCAAACAAAUAAACAAGAUCACAGCUUGUCUACCUCCUAUAUUCAGUUAUCAAAUAGAUGCAUAAAUUUAGGCCUCAGACUAAAAACGCAUACUGGAAUUCAAUUAAAAAAUAUCUAACGUAAAGGUCAAUUUCACAAGUGGCGGACCACAAACGUUACCUAUAUCCUCAACAUCCAUGCUUGCCAGGAAACACUAUGUGAAACAUGUAAUUUAUUGUAAUAUGCUUGUUGAUUAAUUACUUGACCAGUCUUUUCACUCUUAUUAAUAACAAGAAUUAUAUAGGACUAUUAGUAUUAAAUUAACCGUACUAGAUUUUAUACCAAACCUAAUCAGUUCAAAAUUGAAAAGACCUUAUCGUAUGCGUAUGCGAGUUUUAAAUUACUGAAUGUUUGAUGUAAUUUUGAGUUUUGACUUGAAUUAUUCUCAGUAGGCAUUAGUAUUUUUACAAAAGUAGUGACCGCAGUUGCGUACAACUAUAUUCUACACUUUGGUUGUGUUAGAUAAGAGAUCAAAAUCACCGUGAUAAAACCUCCUAUUUUUUAUAUGUGAUUUUAUAAUGUAUUUUGUAACAUUUCCCACAAAACUAGUCGAGUACAAAUUAGUUGAUUUAAAAUGAUAAAGAAACAUUCUUGCUUAUCGUCAUGUUGCUAUUUUACCUCAUGAUGGAAUAAUAUGUGAGUAUUAAUAAACUUU